UUUUCCAUAAAGAGGUUGAGGUUCAGCGACUAUUGGUCAAAAAGCGGUGAGAAAAAGAUCUGAAUCAAAAGGGGGGCGCCGGUGAGUUCAAUGCAUUCUAAUGAGUGAGGACUGCCUAUCUGCAGACCACUUUCCUACGCCGACGCCGUCAUGUCAAACAACAGCGCGAACAGCAAUUUAGUUACAGCACAAAAAGCCGUCAAACAACUACGGCUGGAGGCUAGUGUCCGCAGGAUCAAGGUAUCACAGGCUGCUGCUGACCUGAAGACUUUCUGCCUGCAAAAUGCACAUAAAGACCCUCUACUAAUGGGGGUUCCAUCCAGCGACAACCCGUUUCGCCCUCCCAAGUCUUGUGCACUGUUCUGAGUGACCCUGGGGAUGUGAAGCUUGCUGAAAUGUUUCUGAUUACUCUUCUGCUCAUCCACACCUCACUCCUUACCCCGUCACUCAAUGCUGGAAGAUUUGGAAGACACAUGAAAAUCGUGAUAAUGGGGGGGAUUGUCGCUCAUCUCAAGACAACACUAGUAGUCACUCCACUCUGUACCAUCUGUGUUAAGACCAUGUUAUUAUUAUGUCAUGAUGAAGUUCCAGUUUUAUGCUUUUGUCUUGUUGUAUUUGUGUUGUAUUUUAAUGGGGUUUGCUGCAGUGAUUUGACUUAUCACACUGUCAUGAUACUUGAUUUGAGUUGUGAAAGUUUGGCUCCUGCUGCAUUUUCAUCAAGUGCAGUUAAAAGGCAAGUUUGCCCAGAGAAUACUCUUAGCAAAAGUGUGCUGUUUUCCGAUACACGCUAAGACUCUUGAUACUGGUGGUGUGAUUUGAUAUCUUCUGUGCUAUCCCUGUCAUUUCACAUAUCUUACGGUAAAAAAAAAAAAAGAAAAAGACUAAAUCUACUAAAAAGAUUGUGGUAAUUGUGUUAAAAGAUAGUGGCAGUUUGCCUCUACAUUUGAGAAUAAAGAAUCGUUCAUCUUC
Molecule: messenger RNA, 969 nt
Organism: Clupea harengus (Atlantic herring)
Lineage: Eukaryota; Metazoa; Chordata; Actinopteri; Clupeiformes; Clupeidae
Product: guanine nucleotide-binding protein G(I)/G(S)/G(O) subunit gamma-5
Biological process (GO): G protein-coupled receptor signaling pathway
Cellular component (GO): heterotrimeric G-protein complex
Molecular function (GO): G-protein beta-subunit binding
Source: RefSeq, a predicted model, not a curated record